AUGGCUUCAAACGUGCUGCAGCAGCUCUGCAUGGGGGUAACCUUCCAAAAGCAGCCUAGAGUUUCCCGAGAUCGCAUCGAAAAGCUCGCCGCGGCCCCCUCGAGUUUACCCUCUACGAAGUUGAAGGGGAAACCAGAGAAAGUUCAGAACAGGAUCCGGACACACCACGGCAUCGGCGUCUGGGCUGAUGACAUCCCAGCAGUGGUCACUGAUUUCGAACAGCUUGAAACAAGGUACCAAUGUAGCAAACAGCUUGUGAGCAACAUCGUUGCCUGCGGUUACGAGACACCGACCCCGGUGCAGAUGAUCACGAUACCGGCGAUGCUGGAGCGCCGUGAGGUACUGGUCAGCGCACCAACAGGUUCGGGGAAAACAGCUGCUUUUGUCAUACCGUUGGUGCACCUCCUGGGGGAGCCGUCGACCGAUGGUUUUCGAGCCGUUGUGGUUUGUCCCACCCGAGAACUUGCCAAACAAACAUACCGAGAAGUUGUCAGGCUCGCUGAGGGCACUGGACUCCGGACGUAUGUGUUGACGAAGACAUCGAACGCCCAGAAACGGUUCUCUUCAGAUAUGGCUAAGAGUCUGGACAUCAUGGUGACAACACCCAACCGACUCGUGUGGCUGCUCAAGGAAACAAAACUGACCCUGGGACGUGUUCAACACCUGAUCAUUGACGAGAGCGAUCGCUUAUUCGAGGCUGGAAAGAGUGGCUUCCGCGAUCAACUGGUGAAGAUCUAUGAGGCUUGUGACUCGUCGAAACUGAAGCGAGCAAUGUUCUCUGCGACGUCGAGUAAAGACCUGGAUAAGUGGUGCCGAUUGCAUCUCGACUCCGUCGUCAUCGUAGCGGUGGGCGCGAAGAACUCGGCGACGAAACAAGUCGAUCAGAAGCUCUUGUUCGUCGGCACUGAAAACGGCAAACUCUUCCAGAUUAGACAGAUACUCCGAGCCGGGGUGCGGCCGCCUGUUCUAGUAUUUGUCGAGUCGAAGGCGGCGGCCAAAGAAUUGUACAGUCAUCUCGUGCUGGAUGGACUGAACGUCGACGUCAUCCAUUCUGACCGGACGAUUUCGGAUCGUGAUUCGAUAAUGGAACAGUUUCGCCUCGGCAAGAUUUGGAUUCUCAUCUGCACUGAACUCAUGGGACGCGGAAUAGACUUCAAAGGCGUGCAGCUCGUCAUAAACUACGAUUUUCCUCAAAGCGCCGCCUCCUACAUUCACCGUAUCGGUAGAACUGGCAGAGCUGGCCGGAGCGGAGAGGCCAUCACUUUCUUCAUGGAAAGCGACGCGCCGAAAUUGCGUGAAAUAGUUCAGAUAAUACGCAAGGCUGGCUGCGAUGUUCCAGAUUACAUGCUGAAAUUAAGAACGAAGCAUCUCAAAAACAAAUUACAACCGAAGGCGAAGACGAAGCUGAAGGAAAAAACUAUCGAGACCGACCGCAGCGCGAAACUGAAGCGCCUGAAAACGAGCAAGAUAGGACUGAAAGGCUCGAAGAAAAUGGAGCAGAAGAAGUCGAAGGCAACGCUCAAGAAGGACCGGAAUCCUGGAACUAAUUCCGACAAGCAAUAA
Galendromus occidentalis (western predatory mite) is the source of this 1563-nucleotide messenger RNA. It is a transcript of the gene ais, whose product is annotated as DExD-box helicase 52. Gene Ontology annotation, cellular component: cytosol. The record is from RefSeq and is a predicted model, not a curated record. Gene Ontology annotation, biological process: maturation of SSU-rRNA. Lineage: Eukaryota; Metazoa; Arthropoda; Arachnida; Mesostigmata; Phytoseiidae. Gene Ontology annotation, molecular function: RNA helicase activity; nucleic acid binding; ATP binding. Bases 1 to 1563 code for a protein of 520 amino acids. The transcript is spliced from 6 exons.